CCCCCCCCCCCCCCCUCCUUAAUAGACCCUCUAACAACCCGGUAGCUCUUGCCAUUAACAGCCAUGUCGUACCGCACGCCCAACUUCACCGUGCAGCAGAAACUCUACUUCCUGCAGAGGAUCCAGGGCGUAGUUCACACCGUCCAGGACUUCAGGAAGGACACCAACACCACGGUGCACCGCAACGCCGUUUGGACCGAGGUGGUGAAAGCCUUCAACGCCGCCUUUCCCGACCGCCCCCCCAGCUCCGUGGGCACCAUGAAGACCCUGUGGAAGAGGCUGAAGGUGGAGAGCCGCCAGGCGUUGCACCGGCGCCAGGAGCAGCUAGUUGCCGGCCUGCCCGUCACAGCCCUGACCGAGGUCCAGCGGGAGAUCACAGCCAUGGUGCCCAACCUCAUCUCCAACCAGGAUGACGCGGAUGGAGAGGCGGGCGAGAACAGCAUCCGGCCUGGCUCCCCAAAUGCAGUGACUGGUGCAACAGGGACCAGCGGGAGUGAGCAGGAGGACGCAGAGAACAGUUAUGAGGAGUGCGACAGUAAAGACCAGUUGGCCAUGAGCAUCGGCAUCGCCUCCUUCACCGCACUAACAGGAUGUGGACGCCUCGGAAGCCCCACCUUCACCAGCCAACCCAACGCCUCCACCCUCACCCACAGUGGAACGUCUCGGGCUGCAGGGUCUCCGACAUGCCCCCCUCUGCACAUCCCCUCGUCCUCCAGCCUGCUUACCUCUCGCCCUGUGAACUUUGACCUGCCCUACACUCCCCAGGCAGCCCCACAACCCUUCACCUCUCUGGCGGCGCCAGGGCACGGGGCUGAAGAACCACGGUACGGGCCACGCAUGCAGGAGCUGUCGGAGCUGGAACAUGAGCAGAGGAUGAGGGUUCUUCAGAUGGAGCAGCAGGUGCUUCAACAUAAGCGGAAGGCAGUGAAACAGAAAGAGAGAGCGUACAGGCUAAAAAAGAGAUAUUACCAGGCUAAGCUCAAAAAGAUGGGGGAAGAGAUACAACCAUCCUCCAGCAGCGAGGGCACAGAGGACGAUGAUUACAAUCAAAUCAUUUGAUUCUUUUUAGUGCUUUUUAACCUUUAGUGCUCUUACUUUUUUAUGGAGAUUCAUUUUUCCUUCAGUUUUUGACAGUAAGCUAUUUGUGAAAACCUGAAUGAAAUGGUAAUGUCCUUGUUUUUGGUAUUUUUAUUCAUGGUUGCUCAGAAUCUAUGGGCUUCUGAUGUAAUUGGUUGGUAGACCUCUCUUAAUGUGAAAAGACACCUGCCAAAUAAACACAUGAGUAAGAGGAAAGCCUCUGGAAACAAA
Messenger RNA from Esox lucius (northern pike), 1308 nucleotides. RefSeq lists its product as uncharacterized. Lineage: Eukaryota; Metazoa; Chordata; Actinopteri; Esociformes; Esocidae. Bases 64 to 1059 code for a protein of 331 amino acids. The record is from RefSeq and is a predicted model, not a curated record. The transcript has 3 exons.